ACAUUGUGGGGGCCCACUCCAUGUGAUGUUUGCUUGGUUGCCUGUUCCCUUUUCUACCUGCAGAGCACAGUUCCCAUAAGGGCAGCGGGAUCAGCCUCCUGUCUCAUCUGGAAGACCACCACUCUGGGGUGUCAGAGGAAUGAUGGAAGCCUGGGGGUUUCUAAAAUUGGAAGUGAAUGGCCCCAUGGUGACGGUGGCCCUGUCAGUGGCUCUCUUGGCCCUCCUGAAGUGGUACUCCACGUCAGCAUUCUCAAGACUGGAGAAGUUAGGCCUCAGACAUCCAAAGCCUUCUCCUUUUAUUGGAAACUUGACAUUUUUCCGCCAGGGUUUUUGGGAAAGCCAAAUGGAGCUCAGAAGGCUGUAUGGACCUCUGUGUGGGUACUAUCUCGGUCGUCGGAUGUUUAUUGUUAUUUCUGAGCCAGACAUGAUCAAGCAGGUGUUGGUUGAGAACUUCAGUAACUUUACCAACAGAAUGGCAUCAGGUUUGGAGUUCAAGUCGGUAGCCAACAGCGUUCUGUUUUUACGUGACAAAAGAUGGGAAGAGGUCAGAGGUGCCCUGAUGCCUGCUUUCAGUCCUGAAAAGCUGAACGAGCUUGGACUUUUAAUCAUGCAAGAGAGAAUAAAAGGUCACAUGGGUGGCCAGCAGGCUCCACAAAGAAUUCCACCCACCCGUUUGUUGAAGCUGAGUGGUAUCUAUGUGAAUCUUCACUAUGCCAUUCUACCUUUCUGUAUGGUUCCCCUCAUCAGCCAAGCCUGCGACCUUCUCCUGGCUCAUUUACAACGCUAUGCGGAAUCUGGGGACGCAUUUGACAUCCAGAGGUGCUACUGCAAUUACACCACAGAUGUGGUUGCCAGCGUCGCCUUUGGCACCCCCGUGAACUCCUGGCAGGCCCCUGAGGAUCCCUUUGUGAAACACUGCAAGCGUUUCUUCGAAUUCUGCAUCCCCAGACCUAUCCUGGUUUUACUCUUAUCAUUUCCAUCCAUAAUGGUCCCACUGGCCCGGAUUUUGCCCAAUAAGAACCGAGAUGAACUGAAUGGCUUUUUUAACAAACUCAUUAGGAAUGUGAUUGCCUUGCGGGACCAGCAAGCUGCCGAAGAGAGGCGGAGAGACUUCCUCCAGAUGGUCCUGGAUGCCCGACAUUCUGCGAGUCCCAUGGGCGUGCAAGACUUUGACAUCGUCCGAGAGGUUUUCUCCUCUACUGGGUGCAAGCCGAACACUUCCCGGCAACACCAGCCCAGACCCAUGGCCAGGCCUUUGACUGUGGAUGAGAUUGUGGGCCAGGCCUUCAUCUUCCUCAUCGCUGGCUAUGAAAUCGUCACCAACACACUUUCUUUUGCCACCUACCUACUGGCCACCAACCCUGACUGCCAAGAGAAGCUUCUGAGAGAGGUAGACCUUUUUAAGGAGAAACAUAUGGCCCCUGAGUUCUGCAGCCUCGAGGAAGGCCUGCCCUAUCUGGACAUGGUGAUUGCAGAGACGCUGAGGAUGUACCCACCAGCUUUCAGAUUCACACGGGAGGCGGCUCAGGACUGCGAGGUGCUGGGGCAGCGCAUCCCCGCAGGUGCUGUGCUAGAGAUGGCCGUGGGUGCCCUGCACCAUGACCCUGAGCAUUGGCCUAGCCCGGAGACCUUCAACCCUGAAAGGUUCAAGGCUGAGGCCCGGCAGCAGCACCGGCCCUUCACGUACCUGCCCUUCGGGGCCGGCCCACGGAGCUGCCUCGGGGUGCGGCUAGGGCUGCUGGAGGUCAAGUUGACACUGCUCCACGUGCUACACAAGUUCCGGUUCCAAGCCUGCCCUGAGACCCAGGUACCGCUGCAGCUAGAAUCCAAAUCUGCCCUAGGUCCAAAAAAUGGUGUCUAUAUCAAGAUUGUAUCCCGCUGACACAGAAGGCCGCCGGGUGGGGGGAGGGCACCCCCAAAUUCAAAGAAAACCCUAAGUGUGAAUGUUCAGAAUUUUGGAAAAAUGUCACUGAAGUGAUUGAAAGAGUGCUUGGCAUGCAAGGAUAAGAGGUUUUUUACGUAACAUUUCCUAAAGGCUUAAUAAACGUUUAUUGCACUUGGUUUUGACAUUGCCAA
Molecule: messenger RNA, 2076 nt
Organism: Symphalangus syndactylus (siamang)
Lineage: Eukaryota; Metazoa; Chordata; Mammalia; Primates; Hylobatidae
Gene: TBXAS1
Product: thromboxane A synthase 1
Molecular function (GO): iron ion binding; thromboxane-A synthase activity; oxidoreductase activity, acting on paired donors, with incorporation or reduction of molecular oxygen
Source: RefSeq, a predicted model, not a curated record